Tympanuchus pallidicinctus (lesser prairie-chicken) is the source of this 2543-nucleotide messenger RNA. It is a transcript of the gene UBL3, whose product is annotated as ubiquitin like 3. The transcript has 5 exons. NCBI's taxonomy places the organism in Eukaryota, Metazoa, Chordata, Aves, Galliformes, Phasianidae. Bases 483 to 836 code for a protein of 117 amino acids. Gene Ontology annotation, molecular function: protein binding. The record is from RefSeq and is a predicted model, not a curated record.
GGCGGCGGCGGCGAUGAGAGUUGAGGUUGCGGGAGGCGACAGCCGCUGAACGGCCUCGCCAAGCCCCGGAGCUGCAGGGCCGUCCCCGCCGGAGCCUGUUGCAUGCGGCAGCCCGCCUAGGGGAGGCCCGAGCCCGGCGUCCUCCCCCGGGCCCCGCCGGCCCCAGGGCAGCGAGUCGGGCCGGCAGCGCGGCGCUUAAUGAGGAGGUGACGGCUGCCCCAUUAUCCGUGAAUCACCCCGUCGUUAUUCGCCGGGAAGGAAGAGCGCGAGGGGGGAAAAGCCGCGCGCAGCCCAUGUCGCGGCGCAGUGCUGCCCGCCCCGCCUGGCACCGCCACUGACGGAGCCGCCGCCCCCGGCGCAGCCCUCGGCCCGGAGCUCCGCAGGGCCCCGCCGCCCCACGCCGGCCUCGGGCCGGGGAUCUCUGCUCGCUGCUGCUCGUUCUGCUUUCAAAGUUGGUGUUAAAGCGUCAGAGGGAUAUCAAGAUGUCCAGCAGCGUUCCGGCUGACAUGAUAAAUUUGCGCCUCAUCUUGGUAAGCGGAAAAACGAAAGAGUUCUUGUUCUCACCAAAUGACUCUGCUGCAGAUAUUGCAAAACAUGUGUAUGACAACUGGCCGAUGGAUUGGGAAGAGGAACAAGUCAGCAGUCCAAAUAUCUUGCGGCUUAUUUAUCAAGGGAGGUUUCUUCAUGGCAAUGUGACACUAGGAGCAUUAAAACUUCCCUUUGGCAAAACAACAGUGAUGCAUUUGGUGGCUAGAGAGACAUUGCCAGAACCAAAUUCUCAAGGUCAAAGGAACCGUGAAAAAACUGGAGAAAGCAAUUGCUGUGUAAUCCUGUAAACCCUGUUUAGCUUUACCUGCUAAGUGUGAUGUAAUAUAGUCUUUGUUUUUCAUGCUGCUGGAAUAGAAGAGGCCCUACCUUGCUUCAAACACCUGUAGGAAGAGCCUGUCUGUAAAUCCAUGGAACUGAAAUAUUACACGAACACUGUCUCAUUAGUCUUUUUUUUUUUUUAAAGAGAAAGAUCUAUGAACACUUUCAGUGUUUUAUUUUUAAUUCCUGCUUUUUGUUUGUUAAAUAAUCCUACAGUACAACAGUUCUUGAAGGAAUUUGAUCUCUGGAAAACUUAAUGUGUUCUUUUCCAUAGCAGGAAUCAUUUUGCUACCACAAAAAGCUCUAUUAACCAGAUCUAACUAGUCAAGCUUUCUAGAUGCAAUUUGCACUAAGUAUGGUUGACAUAUUUCUCAUCAACAAUCUGUAACAAUAUUUGAAAUACCUAGUAGUAACCUACAAUGUAUAAUGCAACACUGGAAAAUAGUAUAUCUGUAAUGAAAGUCAAUCUCAUUUAUGGCCAAAUCAAGGGAAAAACUUCAGUCAAUUCUACCUGAGUCAACCUGAGUGGUGGCCGACCUGGCACAGAAUGCUAACUAAACCAACUCUAACUAUAUAUAUUUUCACUAAAACAAAAACAAAACGAUGUGCCUGUAAUUUAAAAGCACUCUGUAGAGGGCUGAUGAAACUAAUCUUUUUCGUUACUGUGUGCACUCUUUAUCUCGUAUGUUAGGUGAGUGCUUAAUUCAGACAGCACAAACAAGUGCAGAGAGUGCAUUUCCUAGCCUUAAUAUGGGAGGGGUAAUUUCCUGUAGUUCAUAGGCUUUUAUUAUUGUGCAUAAAUGUUAGAAAACAUCUACUAAUCAGUUUUAUGUAUUUGAAUAUUGACAAUUGGUGUUUUUCAGUCACUUUCUCAUCUGUACCUUAGUGUCCAGUGUCAUGCUUACUCAUUAGAGCCUUCAAAAAGAAUUAUUAAAGUUUAAAAAGCAAAAAGAAAAACCUCUGCCAUAGUACUAGUUUUGUUUCUUUACGUAAUCUGCAUUUGGUAUUAGUGCUUGCAAUUGCAUUAAAAUCAGAAGCUGAUUUUUAAAGGCAUACAUAAUUAAGAGGAUGCCAUUCUUUUAUUUCAUAUCAAUAAUUUAAACGUUGAUAUGCUAAAGAAAUUUGCACAGCACUAAAGCAUGAGCUAGUUUCAUCUAAAUCUGUAAAAAAAAAUAAAAUAAAAAAAUUAAAAAAAGAAAAGAUUUUAUAUUUUUUUCACUGGGGAGGAAUUCUUCCUGGCUGAAAUUACAAAUAUGUGUAGAAUAUAUUUAAUAAAAAUCUUAUAAAAUACUUAACUAUAGAAGUUAAAUAUAGAUUGGCGUGUAGUAUAAUAGAACAAUAUUCCAUAUAAAUAGCUUUAGCCUUUAAAGAAAGUCACAGGUUGACAUUGUGUUCUGUACUUAUGUGUCCUCAACUCUUACAGAUGUUCUAUAUAAUCAUUUUUUUUGAAUGGUUGGCAUCAUUCAAAUGCAGUCUGGUUAUUUUAUCCAUUGUUAUUGCUUUGAUGAAAUGCUUUAUAUGCAGUAGAUUUACAAAAAUAUUGUUCAUACUGAUCAGAAUUAAAUUUGUAUAGAGCAGAGUUUUAAAACAAAUUGUAAAUAGCACUAAACAUUUUCUUUCUGCAACCUGUACUGAUAGACUCCCCUGUAAACUAAAUAAAAAAAUAUUGUAGUGCA